This is a messenger RNA of Melanotaenia boesemani (Boeseman's rainbowfish), 3594 nucleotides long. RefSeq names its product protein Tob2. Gene Ontology annotation, biological process: regulation of gene expression. Gene Ontology annotation, molecular function: transcription corepressor activity. Gene Ontology annotation, cellular component: nucleus; cytoplasm. Bases 433 to 1641 code for a protein of 402 amino acids. The transcript is spliced from 2 exons. NCBI's taxonomy places the organism in Eukaryota, Metazoa, Chordata, Actinopteri, Atheriniformes, Melanotaeniidae. The record is from RefSeq and is a predicted model, not a curated record.
GCCAGAUUGUCAAACAGUAAAGUUUCAUUGGAUCCUCCGUGUUAAGUGUCAGCUGAAUACUUAGUAGUAAAAUCAUUGGGCCUUCUGAUCAUUUCGAUUGCAGUGGUGAAUAAAACCUGAAAUAAUAAGGUGGAAAAAACAUCAAACGUUUGAAUUCGGGACUCUGUACAAACGUCUUGAGUCAAAGGAUUUAAAACGGAGACGAAGGAGUUGAAGUCAAGCUCGCGCAUCAGUAUCGAAAGCUGGGACCUCUAAACACGGCAAAAACAGCCUGCAACCAGCUGCUCCUGCCUUCGGGGUGCCUUUACCAUGGUGACACUAAAAUAGUCAAACACUUUUCAGUAAGCCAGAAGGACAAACUUCUUGCAGCUGAGUCGCCUCUCGUUCAGCGCUACCAUCACAAACAUUUCACUCCCAUUACUCGGUGCAGCCAUGCAUCUAGAGGUAAAGGUUGCCCUCAACUUCAUUGUGUCCUACCUGUACAACAAACUGCCUCGCCGUCGAGCCGAUCUGUUUGGCGAGGAGCUGGAGAGGAUACUGGUGUCUCGUUUUGAGGGGCAUUGGUACCCUGAGGCCCCACUCAGGGGUUCUGCCUUCCGCUGCAUCCACCUGGGAGCGCAGAAGGACCCUGUAGUGGAGCUGGCAGCCAAAAGAAGUGGGCUGGACACGGAGGAAGUACGGGCAAACGUUCCUGCAGACCUUAGCGUGUGGAUCGACCCUUAUGAGGUAUCCUACCAGAUUGGAGAGAAAGGGUCAGUCAAGGUGCUUUACCUGGAGGACCCUCCAGGUCUUGGUUGUGACAGUGAGGGGGCUGAGGGGGUAAUUCGAGAUGGCAAAGGAGAUGCAGAGGCUGAAGAGUCCAAGAGCAUGGGCUUUAAUCCAGAUGCUCAAGUGUUUGUGCCAAUUGGAAGCCAAGCAUCUCCUGCCCUCAUGCCGUCUCUCUCCAGCUCUCCCACACCUCUGUCUGCCCAGUCCUGUGCCGGGCUCUUCAGCCACCCCAGUUCCAGCACACCCACAGACCCCAGUGUCCACUCUUCCAACACUUCUACCCCUUCUCCACCCAGCAGCGGGAUGCCCUACCUCUCUGCUCAGCAGCCAUCCUCCACUCUUCCUCCCGCCCGUCCACAGCCCAUCACCUUCACCACCGCCAGCUUUGCAGCGACUAAAUUCGGCUCAACCAAAAUGAAGAAGUGCAGUGGAGCCGGGUCAACCGCCAGUUCUGGUGUUAUUGUACCACCUUCCCAAAGGAUGCUCUCCCGCUCGCCUACCACCAUCUCUGCACCAGAGCUCCUCAAGCACAAGCCCUUGUCCCUCUCUUUGCACUCCCUAGGAGGUCCCAUCCCCAGCCAGCUCUCUCCCAAUGCCAAAGAGUUUGUCUACCCAGGAUCCCCGGGUCCCCUUUACCUCGAUGCAGACACCCAACCCAUGCAGCCUCAUGCCAGCCCUUUCCAACCCCCGCACAGUGUCAGCACCAAUCCAACCUUCGACCCAUUCUCCAGCCCUCCUGCCCAAAGUGUGGGCAUCAUCGGCAGCAACGGAGGAAUCUCUUACAUGGAGAAGCCGCCAUUUGUUGAGGGUUUAGGAAGCUACAACUUGCAAUAUCCCAGCCAGUCCUUCCAGCCUGUCGUGCUGGCUAACUAAUCCUUCAUUUGUAAUAGGAAUUGUUGGAGGAAGAGUUGGAUGUGGGGCAGUGAUACUCCACAUGUUUUCAGUUUUUCUAACAAACUGUCUAAGGCUAAAACAUCUCAAAAAUUUGUUUUACUACAGAGAUAAAAAAAAACAAAAAAAAACUGUCUACUGAUUAUUUCAUGUGACUUGUUUUGUAUCUCUGUAACCCCCACACCCCACCCUUACCAUGUCCAUCGCUGCUCCUUGUCAUCUUCUGUGUCUGCAAUGACAGGAGAGGGCGGGGGUGAGUUUCUCUUUACCGUUACUCCUUGCUAAUUUCAUAUGUUAAUUAUUUUUGCAUUGAAUGUUAAAUGGGAGAUAUUUUGUGUUUUUUGUUUUUUUUUUUUCUUGUACUUUAUUAGCCUGACUCUUGUAUAGCUUCAUUUUGCACUGCACUGUCAUGCUGUGAAAAAGGACUUUGCCAAGUCCUGCAGGGAACGACGGCUGUGGAAAACUCAGCACUUUGCUCUGCAAUCUGCUCUGCCCUACUUGCCACGAAAACAGAGGGAUGGAAAGGGAUGGGCGGGGGGCGGCUCUGCUGUCUCUGCGUGUAGCCCUGCUGUGUUUUGUUGUGGUUCAGCUCGAUCCAGGCACCGGUAGUUUGUGUGGCAGGGCCUAAGACCUUUGAUGUAUAUUGAAAGCUGGUUAUCGGUAGCUGGAAUGUGUACAUGACCGGGGUUUAAAUUAUGUUACAGCAGGGAAGGGGGGCAGAAAGGAAGCUGUGUUUGUGUUUAGAGUGAUGUAGAAUGUAUUGCAGCUGUGAAGGUUGGAGGAAACCUUUUGUGAAUGUGAAAGACAAAUGAAUUCUAAUUUUACACAAUGACCACGUGCUCAUACCUCAAUCGACCGUUCAGGGAAAUUUUUAACACGCCCGCACUAUAUGCAUUAAUGGGCACAUAGAUGCAAUUCCAGUCAGCAGUGUGUGAAGGUGAACAGGCGGAGAGGGAGGGGGGGGGGGGGGGGUGCAGCAGCUAAGCAGUAGGGAUUGUGAUAAAUGGCUUAGCAUGACUUUGACUAUGAAGGAGAGGUUUUUUCUCUGCAUGGAAAGGAGGGGGAGAGAAACUGCUAGAUGAUUCUGUUGCCUCUGCGCCGUCCAGGGUGUAUUGGCUUGAAAGCAGCACUUUAAAACUCAGAGCACGUUUCUAGUGAGCUUAAAUGGUGCUGAAGCCAAAGGCUCACAUUAUUCUCUCCAUCCUCUUGAUAUUCUCCAGCAGUCUCUGUUCCUCCGGCUGUUACAAAGAAGAGAAACAGAAUCAUACAGUUCAGGUUGCUCGGUCUCUUCCCGGCUGCAGCGAUAUAAACAAAGAGGACUGACUGCUUGUCAGAUAUCCGUUUCUAACCAUGUACAUUUAACAGUCGGGUCAUGUGUCAUUGUUGGUCUGUCAUUACAGGGAAGGGUGACCUCCACAUGUCCAGAUGUCCUGCACUUUAUCACUGGGUUCCUGAUUCUGCGUCUCCACGCAGAUCAGCGUUUAACCAUGCUUUCGCCCUCCCUCUGGUUGUUGCACAAUUUAUUCGUUAAUGAAAUGCUUUAGAGAUUAAGAGAGGAGCUAAAUUUGUAUACAACUGCAUCAUGGUGGUCAUGAGAUGUUAUUCUUAGCUGUUUAUUUGAAUAUUUUCCAGGCUUGAAGCUAUACAUUUUGUUUAUUAAAGAAAGACCCACAGCUUGUGGUCACGCAGGUUUUGUAAUGUGACAUAUUUUAUUUCUCAUUUGUCUUUGCAAGGGGGUGCGUGCAGAUGUACACAUCGAGAAAUUAUUUGAUUGCAAGGGGAAGAUUUUUUUUGUUUGUUUUUCUGUUUUGUAUUUUGUUUUUAUUUUCAGUAUUUCUGUUCUUGUUUUUGUAAAUGAUCACUUGUAUUUGUAUGAGUAAGACAUGUGACUCCAGGAACGUGUGUGUGUGUGUGUGUGUGUGUGUGUGUGUGUGU